Molecule: messenger RNA, 1823 nt
Organism: Lactuca virosa
Lineage: Eukaryota; Viridiplantae; Streptophyta; Magnoliopsida; Asterales; Asteraceae
Source: the annotation of a GenBank genome assembly
AUCGGUUGUAUCUGAGUGUGUCUCUGAAACUCCGUAGGAAGGUAAAGAAGUCUAAUUGUCAGCCACCUGUAAAAUGUAAUUGAUGCAUCCAAUUCCUCCGUCGUCAAUUCCAAAGCCCCCUUCACUUCUCCCACUUCCAUAAGCACACAACUCAUUCUCCGAUUCCUCCCACCAUGAAGUUCGAACGCCCCUCUAAAACCCUCACCGCCACCGCCUCCAGCUCUUCUCAAGAUGCUCGUUUGCUCGUCCGCGAAACUCUCAGAAUCUCCGCCAAUCUAGCAUCUUCACCUCCGCCGUCGGUGGUUGCGCCUCCGGAGAGUAGGUCGUUAGAGGCCACGAGCUUCGGCCUCGUUGAAGACCAAUUCGUUGAUGCCAGUUUGAGAUUGAUUUGUUAUGAGGAGGUCGACGGCCGUAGGUUUAAGUAUUUGGCACAUAAUAAUGGGAAGAAAUUCAACAAGGGUUCCAAUUCGAUUCGUUCCGUCAGCUUGCAAUCUCGUAAAGCUCCUGCAGAUGAGUUGAUUUCGUUUAUAAGAUCCUAUGUGGUUCCAGAAGGCUUCCCUGACAGUGUUAGCCCUUCAUAUGUGCCCUACAUGACAUGGAGAGCUUUAAAGCAUUUCUUUGGUGGAGCAAUGGGCGUCUUCACCACACAAGCACUUCUGCAUUCUGUUGGUGUCUCCAAAAGCCAAGCUAUGCCUGGUGCUGUAGCUAUCAACUGGAUUAUCAAGGACGGUUCAGGGCGAAUUGGGAAAAUGCUAUUUUCUCGGCAAGGAAAGAAAUUUGAUUAUGAUUUGAAGCAGCUUCGAUUAUCAGGUGACCUUUUGAUGGAGUUGGGUGCCGGUGUAGAAUUAGCCACUGCAGCUGCACCUCACCUCUUUCUUCCUCUUGCCUGUGCUGCCAAUGUUGCAAAGAAUGUUGCUGCUGUUACAUCGACAUCAACACGUACUCCAAUAUACAAGGCCUUUGCAAGGGGUGAAAACAUAGGUGAUGUUACUGCCAAGGGAGAAUGUGUUGGAAAUGUUGCAGAUUUGUUGGGAACGGGAUUGAGCAUCAUUAUAGCUAAAAGAAAUCCUUCAUUGUUCACCACAUUUGCUCUACUCUCUUGUGGAUACCUUUAUAGCUCUUACAGAGAGGUAAAAUCUGUUGUGCUGCAUACAUUGAAUCGAGCAAGAUUUACAGUGGCAGUAGAAUCGUUUCUCAAAACAGGCUGUGUACCAAAUUUGCAAGAAGGAAACAUGAUGGAAACAGUAUUUAAUUUCCCAUGGUGUAAAGACAGACCAAUUGUUCUUGGCUCAAGAUUUAAGGAUGCAUUUCAAGAUGCAAAAUCAUUUUAUGACGUGGAGCCUGUUUUUGAGAAAGAGAGAUAUGUAGUGGCGUAUAAUCCUGCCAAAGGGAAUAUAUAUGCAGUCCUGAAAGAUGAAGCAAAAUCUGAUGAUAUUUUGAAAGCAGCUUUCCAUGCUCAUGUGCUUCUCCACAUAAUCCGCUCAUCAAAAGACAGCCAAAUUAUAAACGAAAAUACAAAUACAAGCGGUGAUCAUUCAACUCUUUUGCCAACACCCUCAGAUCUUCAAGGCCACGUGGCAGAAUCUUAUAGCAUCGUGUCUGCUUUGUAUGGGUCUUUUAAGACGAAAGCUAAAGAACAGGGGUGGGUGAUGUCAGAUUCCCUUCUCAAUCCUGGUCGGGCCCGCAUAUGUCAACAAGUUAAAUAAUGACUCACAUGACAUAGUAAUCUUAUGGAUUUCCGUUGGGAAAAUUUUAAACUGUUUAUCCUUAUUACAUUAUUCACGCCUUCGGUUUGUAUAUGCAAGCAAUUUUUUUUUUUUUUU